AAAAAGCUGCAUAUGUACUGUAAUAUGCCCUCGACAACAAUGGCUAUCAACCACCAUUCCGCCAGUGAACAACUUCACAGAUUAUCAUUAUUAUCCUAAUGUAGAAGCAAAACAAAAAAGUGCAUAGACACGCCCCUCUGAUUGUGAGCGGAAGUUGUUGUGAACGCAAGAGGCCCAGCAAAGCCCAGCACCAGCUGCUAGCAGAUCUGCAGCAUGAAACUGGAAAGGUUUUGUUUUUGCUAGCUCGACGAUAGAGCUCAUCUGGCUACGUUUCGUUUUGCACGUUUUGUCAUAUGGAUUUUGGUCUGGUGUUCAUUGCACUGCUUUCCUAUCCCAUCGUUCUGAUUUAAAUUUGUUAAACGUGGUUUGGAACCACUUCCUUGAAUGCUCUGUUAAAUAAUAUGGAGACACGUGCAGCUCGUCAGAAACGGCUUGUGGAGCAGGCGAAUAAUGCCUCCAGGAAUUCCAUUGCACCUGAAACUGCGCUCACGGGCCGUGUCAGUACUGGAGGUCCUCGAUUGUCCUUUCUUUGUCACGCAGAUAAGGGAAUAAUCCGAAAAGACGAUCGCGUGUGGGCAUUACAAACGGACGAAAAAGGCAGUUCGCUGUGGCGAUUGGCGAAGGUCAUUGAUGCUUCUGAUCCUAAAGAUUUCUCCAAUUCGGACUCGUAUUUGGUGCAUAUCUUCAGACAAUCAGCUAGUGCGGAUACUUGGUUGUCCAAAGAUUCCAUUUUGACUAACACGGAGAAGAAUCGUGCUGAUGUCGUGAAACUCAACGGGGAUUUGGAAAAGCAGAAUCCAAAGCCUUUCGCUGUCCGGAAAUCCGGCCACCGCAGCUCGCUCUCAGCUGCAAAUGGAAAAUCUGGCGACUCGAUGCUAAGAUCUCACAAUCAGAAAAACGCCUCUCAGUUGAAACUAGAGAAAAUCGGAGAGGAGCAGAAAGAAAACGAAGAUAAGAAAGCAAAUGCUUCCAAGUCCUUAAUUCCGCUACCACGUAAACAGCGAUUUCCAUUUCCUCCGGCCAAUAUUGCAUCUGCCGCUGAACCCGCACAUCCCGUUAUGAACUUUGACUAUACAAGUAUUAGGAUUUCAUCUAUGCAUGAAAAACUUUCAGAUGGAAUUUUGCGAAUUGUGCCCGGAAUGCGAGUUGUCAGCCAUCCUACGUUUGGUGUAGAUGGUGGUGAUAUAUUUCGAGUGAUGCGUACAGGGAUUCUUCUCCGUCCGGAGCAAAGGGCGCCGAACACAUUCGUGAUGGUCAGCAUAUGUAAAAAGCCUUCCGUCCUGCCGGCAGAGGAAUUUCAUCCCCGUUGCUUGCGAAUAUUGGUAAAUGAACAAAUGGUUCAGAAAAUGUUUCCGGAUGGCAAAGCACCGUACCCUCAGAUCCCGUUGGAGAUUCCAGCAUCCGAAAUGAACGAUGUGAAUGUGCUGGAGAUUUCUUGGGUAGAAUCGACACCUCAGGAGUUGGCAGUGGAUUAUUAUGUAUACGUGUACCUGGCCAAGCGGAAAUCGGUUACGCAGGUGGUGGAAUCGACGAUUACCAAUACGCUUACUUUAGCUGAAUGUCUGGCACAUGAACGCGAUAGUGAGCUAAGCAGCGAUAUCACAACUGGAUCGCGGACGGUUCAGCUAAAUUGUCCUAUUUCGAAGCAGAGGAUCGGUCUUCCUGUUCGUGGACGCUAUUGCCGUCAUUUACAGUGUUUUGACGCUGGUAGUUUCAUUUCUAUUAACUUCGGACCCGCUGCACGAUUCCUCUGCCCUUUAUGCGCUCAGGUUGUGUUGCCACAUCAUCUUGUUGUCGACCAAUUUUUCCAGGAGCUGUGUAUUUUUACAAAAGAACAUUGUGUGGAGUUGCUUUUGGACGAUCUGGGAAUCACCGCGCGAGAAUUCACUAGAAAGGUUAAGGUGCCACUCCAGGUUUUGACGAACAUAGCGCAAAGCCGCAUGCCCGGGCAGAACACAGCUAACGAUCUGAAUGAAAGCGUUGUUUGUUUGAAUUAAAUCCUAAUCUUUUGCUGCAGUGGAACCACCGGAUUGAGAUCUUCAUAGCCAUGUAAGUGGUUAAUGGUUAUAGCCGGCUAUCGUUGGAUAUUGUUUGGUAAUUUUCGUUUUUUGCUGCAAAGUGCAAGCUUUGUCUCGGGUUAGUUUAUUCUUUGAGAUGCCAAAAUGAGUACAUAUGAUGCUAAUUUCUGUGUUUAAAUUGUAACGUGUAUUAUUAUCUUAUAUUUUGGCUGCUUUUUGGGGUAAAAAUUAUAUUAUUUUGCCCACUCUAUUUGCUGUAAGUACUAAAAAGUAAGUACUUUCUGCAUGUGAAUUCCUGGAAUCCUGGUUUAGUGCCAGAGACACGAAAAAAACUGAAUGUUGGUACUCGCAUCUGUAAAUUCGUUGCUAAUCAUGCAUAUACUCAGAACAUGAUGCAAUUCAACUUUGCGGAUUCUGUUACAAUCUUAUGCAAGAGAUCAAGAAUGCAAAACAACAAACAUAGUUCGUUUUUUUGUUACACAUCUUUCGCCCGAUGACUUUCGGCUUCGAAGGCGCUUCGAUUUCCGCAUUAUCAAUGUUCACACCCACUAGAAACAAAAAACAAAAUAAUGUUAUCAAACGUUUGCAACACUGAAAUGCAAAACCGCGUAAAAAAUGUUAUUCUUCGCUAAACGCUAUUAAACGAGAGAUUAAUCGCUGCCUUGACAGUUAAUUUUUGACGGAGUACAACCAUUCUCUUUUUUUUCCCUGGCGAUUCUGACAGUCCUGACUCACCGUUAUGUAUCUGUAGCUUGCUUCAG
Molecule: messenger RNA, 2779 nt
Organism: Paramacrobiotus metropolitanus
Lineage: Eukaryota; Metazoa; Tardigrada; Eutardigrada; Parachela; Macrobiotidae
Exons: 13
Coding region: 402-1997 (531 amino acids)
Biological process (GO): protein sumoylation
Molecular function (GO): SUMO ligase activity; zinc ion binding
Source: RefSeq, a predicted model, not a curated record